CAACUGUUGAUAUUUUUUUAUAUUUGCAAGUGGUUAGCAUACUGAAUUCGUCUACUUUGAAUUUAUCUUAGAGUUUUAGUUGGUGACGGAGACAUGUUUGUAGAGUUUCAAUGUCUUUCCAAGAUUUUGAUUGAGUUCUAGAGAGGGGAACUUUGUUAUUUACGUGCAUGUGGUGUCUGAUACAAAGAAAAGGAAACCAGACACCAGUUUAAGACCCUAUUCCUCUGGCGACACUGAAGAAACAUACAUCCGGAGAUGUCAAGAUCCACACAGAAUGAUGAUAACUACGACAUUUUAGAACAGGUGAUAGACGCCCUUAUUGGUUCUGGUCUAGAAUCCGCUGGCAUGAUUGUUGGGAUUGAUUUCACAAAGAGCAAUGAGUGGACAGGUGCUACAUCAUUCAACAACAAGUCUCUGCAUCACAUUGGAGAAAUUAAAAACCCGUACGAGCUAGCGGUAACAGUUAUAGGGGGGUCUCUUUCAGGAUUAAAUAGCGAAGAUAAUAAUCUCAUCCCUUGUUUUGGAUUCGGAGAUGCAUCAACAAAUGAUAAGGAUGUAUUCAGUUUUUAUUCAGAUCAAAGAUCAUGUAACGGCAUCGAGGGAGUUCUGGAGUGUUAUAGAGAACUUGUUCCCCAUGUUCGCUUAGCUGGGCCAACUUCAUUCGCUCCCAUAAUUGAAACGGCUAUAGAUAUUGUGGAGAACAGUGGACGUCGAUAUCAUCUUCUGCUCAUUAUUGCAGAUGGUCAGGUGACCAGAAGUGCAGACACAGAAAUAGGUCAGUUAAGUCGACAGGAACAGGAAACAAUUGAUGCUAUAGUUAAAGCAAGUAAAUAUCCAUUAUCAAUUGUUUUAGUUGGUGUUGGUGAUGGACCCUGGGAUAUGAUGAAGGAGUUUGACAAUAAUAUUCCGCAUCGAACAUUUGAUAAUUUUCAGUUUGUGAAUUUUACGGAAAUCUGGAGCCAAGAUAUCUCUUUAGAGAAUAUGCGCUCACAAAUUGCUCUCGCAGCAUUUAUGGAAAUACCCGCGCAAUACCUUGCAACUUUAGAGCUUCCGCAUUUAGGCCACACACACGAGCGGUGGAGGAGUCCACUACCUCCUCCCACUAAUCACCACUACCAGCAAUCACCUUUACCUUGUCCAACUGAUCAACUACCGCGUGAUGAUUCUUCCAAUAGUGCUGCUGCUUCGAUUUCUCGCUUGGCAGAGGACACUCAUGAAGAGGCAUACGAUGCAGUAGUCUGUCCUAUAUGUUUUGAGAAUCCUAGGAAUCUCGUUUUUGGAUGUGGCCAUCGGACAUGCGAAGAAUGCGGGAGGGAAUUAUCACUAUGCCCCAUCUGUCAAACCCCAAUUACUAUCAGGAUCAAACUUUACUCAUGACCAAUCACAUUUGAUCCCUCUUUCGCUAUGUUUUGUUAGUCAAAGUAUCCUAACUUACUAGGGAAUCAACAGAGCAGUGGCACACUCCGGGCUGUUGCUCGAGGUGGCCCUUUAUUGGUCUGCCCUGUCCAAGAACUGUUCUUCAUUUCUUCACAUUCUCAUUCUUACAUGUAAUGUUUGAUUGUCAUUUGAGCUAACCAGGCAAGAAUAAAACCUGGAGUUGAAGCCAGGGUAACAAAUAAAUGUAAUGUUUUACAUCUCUGGACUCUCUGCAUUUUCCACCACCAAAAGUGGUGUGUCUGUAUUGAAUUCAAUGAUGUUUAUGAAUUGUGCAUUUACAGUCUUCCUUUUUUUA
Messenger RNA from Papaver somniferum (opium poppy), 1732 nucleotides. RefSeq names its product E3 ubiquitin-protein ligase RGLG1-like. The record is from RefSeq and is a predicted model, not a curated record. Lineage: Eukaryota; Viridiplantae; Streptophyta; Magnoliopsida; Ranunculales; Papaveraceae. The transcript has 10 exons. Bases 256 to 1377 code for a protein of 373 amino acids.